GUACCGGGUGUCAACGCGAUCAUCGACGACGGGACCAAGGAGACAGUUUGGCGAGACUACGUGGACAUCAGCAUCCCGAUUCCCAGUCCACGCGGAAUUAUUGCCUGUACUUUGAAAGACGCCCAGUCCAUGUCGAUCCGGGACAUGGAGCACGAGCUUGCAGG
This is a messenger RNA of Symbiodinium pilosum, 164 nucleotides long. Lineage: Eukaryota; Dinophyceae; Suessiales; Symbiodiniaceae. The record is from the annotation of a GenBank genome assembly.